Saimiri boliviensis boliviensis (Bolivian squirrel monkey) is the source of this 3515-nucleotide messenger RNA. RefSeq names its product malic enzyme 2 (gene ME2). The record is from RefSeq and is a predicted model, not a curated record. Gene Ontology annotation, molecular function: NAD binding; malate dehydrogenase (decarboxylating) (NADP+) activity. Lineage: Eukaryota; Metazoa; Chordata; Mammalia; Primates; Cebidae. Gene Ontology annotation, biological process: pyruvate metabolic process; malate metabolic process. Gene Ontology annotation, cellular component: mitochondrion.
ACAAAACAGCUCGGAAACUGAAAGCGUCGCUGAAGUGCGGAAGCCUCGGAUUUCCUGAGUCCUCUUCCUCCUUCCUUUGCGGCCCCCUGCCCUCCGUCCUCCCCGUUCCUCUGUGGCUCAGACAGGACGGACCCCAGUUCCCAGCUUUCCUGGCCUCCGCGGGUUCGGAGACUGGGACCCCUGGGCCGGGAGUGCGGGGGGGCGCGGUCGGCCAGUCCCGGCUUCCUUCAGGCCGCGGCGGAGCUCCUCCUCCUCUGCACCGCAGUUUUCACACCCUCAGCAUCGCGUCCACGAGGGCGCCCAUCCCGUCUCAGCGCGGUAGCCUCCAGGAGCCGGGCUGAGGGAGGCGCGAAAGGGAGGAAUCCCGACGCCAGCCGCUAAGCCUCCAGGCGGAGCCCGCCCCUCCGGCCUGUUCCUGCCUCCCAUUGGCCCCCGCGCCGGUCCGUCUCCGCCGUGGGCCGCGCCCGCCCGGCCCCAGUCCAUCCCGGCUCCUCGCGCCCUACCCUCACCCGGCCGCCCUCCAGGCUGCCUCCGCUUGUGGGGCGGCCCGUGCGAGCCUGAGCUGGCGCCGGCUCCGGAAGGCUCGCAGAAGGGGAGGGCCGGGCGGCGCGGGAGCUGAGCAUCGCCAGGGCGGGCUGUAGGGCGCGGCCUCUCCGCCAGCAGCACCACCUGUCGCGGCGCGAGACCUCUGGUAAGGCCCGGAGCGGCGGGGCCCGGGCGCGGGUCCGGGAGGGGAGCUGGCGCCGGCCUUCCCCGGCCCGGCUUCCUGCCUCCGCGCGUGCGGCCCGCGCCGGUCCUGGCCUGGCAGUGGGGGCUCGGGGAGGGAAGGAGGCCCGCGGAGUCCGCGCUGAGGGCGAGGGACCGGCUGCGUCGCGGCGACUCGGGGUUCCAGCGGCCGCGGCGCGAUUUCCCGGUUCCUCCGCCCGCCGGUGCCGGAGCGCCCCCCUUCCGCCCGGGAGCGAGGCCCUGGGCUUCCCAAACGCCGACAUCUUUCUCGCUGCUUCUGCCCCCCCGCACAGUAGGACUUUCGUGGCCAGAACCCCCUGGUGAAAGAAAAGAUGUUGUCCCGGUUAAGAGCAGUUUCCACCACUUGUACUGUGGCAUGUCGACAUUUGCACAUAAAAGAAAAAGGCAAGCCGCUUAUGCUGAAUCCAAGAACAAACAAGGGAAUGGCAUUUACUUUACAAGAACGACAAAUGCUUGGUCUUCAAGGACUUCUACCUCCCAAAAUAGAGACACAAGAUAUUCAAGCCUUACGAUUCCACAGAAACUUGAAAAAAAUGACUAGCCCUUUGGAAAAAUAUAUCUACAUAAUGGGAAUACAAGAAAGAAAUGAGAAAUUGUUUUAUAGAAUACUGCAAGAUGACAUUGAGAGUUUAAUGCCAAUUGUAUAUACACCAACAGUUGGUCUUGCUUGCUCCCAGUAUGGACACAUCUUUAGAAGACCUAAGGGAUUAUUUAUUUCGAUCUCAGACAGAGGUCAUGUUAGAUCAAUUGUGGAUAACUGGCCAGAAAAUCAUGUUAAGGCUGUUGUAGUGACUGAUGGAGAGAGAAUUCUGGGUCUUGGAGAUCUGGGUGUCUAUGGAAUGGGAAUUCCAGUAGGAAAACUUUGCUUGUAUACAGCUUGUGCAGGAAUACGGCCUGAUAGAUGCCUGCCAGUGUGUAUUGAUGUGGGAACGGAUAAUAUCGCACUCUUAAAAGACCCAUUUUACAUGGGCUUGUACCAGAAAAGAGAUCGCACACAACAGUAUGAUGACCUGAUUGAUGAGUUUAUGAAAGCUAUUACUGACAGAUACGGCCGGAACACACUCAUUCAGUUUGAAGACUUUGGAAAUCAUAAUGCAUUCAGGUUCUUGAGAAAAUACCGAGAAAAGUAUUGUACUUUCAAUGAUGAUAUUCAAGGGACAGCUGCAGUAGCUCUAGCAGGCCUUCUUGCAGCACAAAAAGUUAUCAGUAAACCAAUCUCCGAACAUAAAAUCUUAUUCCUUGGAGCAGGAGAGGCUGCUCUUGGAAUUGCAAAUCUUAUAGUUAUGUCUAUGGUAGAAAAUGGCCUGUCAGAAGAAGAGGCACAAAAGAAAAUCUGGAUGUUUGACAAGUAUGGUUUAUUAGUUAAGGGACGGAAAGCAAAAAUAGAUACUUAUCAGGAGCCAUUUACUCACCCAAGCCCAGAGAACAUACCUGAGACUUUUGAAGAUGCAGUUAAUAUACUGAAGCCUUCAACUAUAAUCGGAGUUGCAGGAGCUGGCCGUCUUUUUACUCCUGAUGUAAUCAGAGCUAUGGCCUCUAUCAAUGAAAGGCCUGUAAUAUUUGCAUUAAGUAAUCCUACAGCACAGGCAGAGUGCACGGCUGAAGAAGCAUAUACACUUACAGAGGGCAGGUGUUUGUUUGCCAGUGGCAGUCCAUUUGGGCCAGUGAAACUCACAGAUGGACGAGUCUUUACACCAGGUCAAGGAAACAAUGUAUACAUUUUUCCAGGUGUGGCUUUAGCUGUUAUUCUCUGUAACACUCGGCAUAUUAGUGACAGUGUUUUCCUAGAAGCUGCAAAGGCACUAACAAGCCAAUUGACAGAUGAAGAGCUAGCCCAAGGGAGACUUUACCCACCACUUUCUAAUAUUCAGGAAGUUUCUAUUAACAUUGCUAUUAAAGUCACAGAAUACCUGUAUGCUAAUAAAAUGGCUUUCCGAUAUCCAGAACCUGAAGACAAGGCCAAAUAUGUUAAAGAAAGAAUAUGGCGGAGUGAAUAUGAUUCCCUGCUGCCAGAUGUGUAUGAAUGGCCAGAAUCUGCAUCAAGCCCUCCUGUGAUAACAGAAUAGAAGCACUCCCCUGAUAAAUACUUUCUGUGCGCCAGGGAACCCCUUUUUUCAGAUGAGAAGAGAUAAUGCCCUCAGUUUUAUGAUGUUUUCCGUGUUUUGUUCUCCCUGACCACUUUGGUUGAUGUAUUUUUUCCAUGCAUCUUCACAUCUGUUGGAGUAGACGUGUUGAUGGAUUGCAUUGCCCUCCAGCACCCUACAAUCAGAUAAUUGUGAUGCUUUCUAAUUCUAACAUACAGCUCAUGCCACAUCCAGGAGAUGUAAAAAGGGUGUUUGUGAAUGUCUUCAUUUAUACUCUAAUUCAGACUUGCCAAAGUAUUUGCUAUUUACUAUUAUGGGUAAUAAUCUUCUCUCACCUAGUUCUUUUAGAGCUACUAAAAUAGAAAUCUAUGGAUAGAAGGACAGAAUUUCGAGAAGAAACUAAAUUUUAACUAAAUUCCAAGGAAAAAUUGUCAGUAUCUAAAAAUGUUCUUCUAUAUCUGCUUCAUCUUACCUUCAUACUCUGAAAUUCCCUUAUAGCAGACUAAGCUAGGGAAAUAUUAAAAUUUUACCCUAUUUAUUUUCUGGAACUACAUCAAGGCUUAACUAUAACAUUAUGAGAGUAAUGGGUACUACUGCUGGGUUUAAAUAAAUAAAAGUCAUUGUUUCAACAGUGUAUAAAAAUCAUAGUGUAACCUUUUUAUUUAAUAAAUUUCUUCAAUUUAA